UUUACUAGGUUUGAUGGGCAUUUCAUUCUAUCUUGGCUACUAGAACAAGGCACUGCUCCAACUGUCAUUCCUAACGGAUCCAAGCUAAUGGCAAUAACUCACUCGAACUAAAACAUCCCCAUCAUAGACUCUUUUAACUUCCUUCCUAUGGCUCUAGCGAAGUUGCCUGAAUGUUUCGGGCUUGAGGAGUUGAAAAAGGGCUAUUUCCCCCAUACUUUUAACACUCGAGAAAACCAGAGCUAUGUGGGUUCACUUCCAGAAUUAAGGUAUUUUUGCCCUGAUUCGAUGUCGCCGGCAGCGAGAGAUAGUUUUUUGAAAUGGUAUAAAGAACAUGAAAUGGACAAGUUUGAUUUUCAAGAAGAGAUGUUAGCAUAUUGCAGGUCUGACGUAGAUAUUCUUCGAAGGUGCUGCAACAUGUUUAGAGAAGAAUUUUUAAAAAUCGCACAAGUGGAUCCAUUUUGCUAUGUAACCAUAGCAUCGUGUUGUAUGGCUGCUUAUCGAAACAACCAUAUUCGUCCAAACACGAUAGCAAUGGUGCCAGUCAAUGGAUACAUCAAUAGCACCAACUUUAGUGCGGAUAGCAUACGAUGGUUGGAUUUCGUGUCCGAAACCACAGGACAGCAAAUACAGCACGCGUUGAAUGCUAAAGGAGAAAAACAAAUAGCCGGAAUAUCUGUAGAUGGUUUUUGCGAAGCAACGAAAACUGUGUAUCAAUAUCAUUACUUCGGGAUAGUUAAAUGCAGGGUUGUUGCACCCCUUGAGUUAUACCUUCCAGUACUACCGUUUCGGACACAAGGGAAGUUGAUGUUCCCGUUAUGUAAGACAUGUGCUGAAACGUUGCAGCAAUCGCCGUGCACUCAUACUGAGGACGAAAGAGCCUUGGUUGGCACAUGGGUCACUGAAGAGGUGAAACUGGCAGUCAGGAAGGGCUACCGAGUGACACAUAUCUACGAGGUGUACGAUUUCAAAAAGAAGUCAGAUUCUCUUUUUAGGUCUUACAUUGACCUCUUUUUGAAAAUAAAACAAGAGAGCAGCGGUUGGCCCGCGGAAUGUGUAACCGAUCUGGACAAAGCAGAAUACAUUUCACAGUACAGGCAAAGGGAAGGAAUAUCAUUAGAUGCAGCCAGUAUUGAGAAAAACCCUGGUCGUCGACAAGUUGCCAAAUUGGCACUUAACAGUUUCUGGGGACGGUAA
Molecule: messenger RNA, 1194 nt
Organism: Uloborus diversus
Lineage: Eukaryota; Metazoa; Arthropoda; Arachnida; Araneae; Uloboridae
Exons: 5
Biological process (GO): DNA replication
Molecular function (GO): DNA-directed DNA polymerase activity; nucleotide binding; DNA binding
Source: RefSeq, a predicted model, not a curated record